CGACGGUCUAGAGAGAACCCUUGUUCUGUUCCGGAAGAGCGAGAGCAAGAGCGAUCGAGAGCGGGGCGAUUGCAAUGAGGAGAAUUCCCUUAAUCAAGUUUCCGCAGAGGCAUCUUCCUGCUAAGCCCUCAGGGACCUCUUCGCCUUCUGAUGAGAUGGCCUUCCUCAAAUCAAGAAUUGAGUCCCAGCCAAAGGCUGCCUCCUCAUCUGGUGAUAGUCCGAGUUAUAGAUUUCGUUCAAAUGUUCCAGCCCCUCCUUCCAACACUGCUGUAGGUGGAAAGGCUUCACUUUUACCAAAGCGCACACCGGUCUCAGAUAGUGAGAUUGAGGCUAUCCUGUUGGGUGGUUGCUUCUGAUUUUGUUUUAUGAUGAAUUUGGGAGUUCACUCCUACGAAUAAUAUGGAGCUGGAGUUUGAUCUAUCUGAGAAUGCAUGAGUGGUCUCAUGACUUAACCAGUGCAUUUGUAGCAACAAUUUGAGGUCUGAACUUCGAUCAAUAUUUUUCUAUUGUAACAUGAUGGCUUUUGUUAACGACUCAAUUUAUUAAUCGACUCCAAGAUUAUAUGUGAUGUUAUUAUUAUUAAAUUGGAUUGCUCGAGUACUUGAAUUUAAAAUAAUUUUAUAUGAUUUAAGAUUUGUUAAAUUGUCCCCAGGGUGCCCAAUUGGCCAAAGCCUGAGUAGGUUGGAAAAUAUCAUUUUACUCCUUGGAACUCAAAUUCUAUUCAUUUCUCUUUUCUUGUAUUAGGGAUGAUAAUUUUUUUCGAAUUUGAUAUUUGAUCCUAGAGGAAGGUAUAGAGGAAAUUUUUAGAUCGGAUUUAAUAAACUUCUAUUCAUAUUUUACCUGAUAUAUAGAUAUAUAUACUGUCCGGAAAGAAAAAACUUUCUUUCCAUAUUAGAAAAAAAUUUUAUUUUACCUCCUCACAACGCUCUCAUGAAACGUUUUCUUUUUCAUGCGAAAUCCUCCCCUAAUCAAAUAUUUGAAUAAAAUAUUGGGGCAAUUUGAAAUUUCAUCAAACCAAUAAGUCAACGGAUGCCGCCUUACCCUCAAACCUCACGCCCCCCGAGCUGCUUGGACCAUGAGCUUCCACUGGAGCUCCUCCGCCUCUCUUCUCCCGUCUCCUCUCUCUUCCUGCUUCCGUCCCCAGAAACCUCCGGCGUUUGUUCCGCGAAGACAAACCAAGAUGGCGGCUAUGCCCGUCGCUGUCGUCUCUUCUCUUCCUCUAGGAGUCGACGACCUCGUGGACCUUGCCCGCAACAAAGUGUUGGUGGCGGCCGCGGUCGCUGGUACCAUUGGGCAACUCGCCAAGCCUCUCACCUCGGCGAUCGGGGGGAAGGGCAUCGACUUCAGGGCGGCGGUUCGGUCGGGAGGCAUGCCGUCUACUCAUUCCUCUGCCGUUACUGCUGUGGCUACUUUGCUUGGGCUGGAGAGGGGAUUCUCUGACUCCAUCUUUGGCAUGUCUGUUGUAUUUGCUGCUCUAGUUAUGUAUGAUGCUCAGGGUGUUAGGAGAGAGGUGGGCAUUCAUGCCAAGAUCCUUAAUAGGAUUCAAAAAUCCCAUACAGAGGAUGACUGCGGGAACAACAAACUUACAAGUUCCGCCAUAAACAGCAAGGAAAAAUUGCCUGUUCUCUCCAUUUCCGACAAGGAAGAUGCUUAUGGAUCCAGUUCAGAUUCUUACUCAUUCCAAAGACUUGCUACCACAUCCACUGAGUCGAAGAUUUCAAAAGUGGACACUAAAGAACCAAUUCAUACGAAACACUACAGUCGCAGCGAAUUGAAUGAAUCAGUUGGGCAUACAGAGAUUCAAGUUAUAGCUGGUGCCAUUUUAGGUUUAGUUGUGGGUUUAGCCACAGAACUUGUUUUGUAAGUAUAUUCCUCAAACAAGUGUAUUAUUUUGAGCUAAUUGUCCUGUUUGUGGGUGAUUAGUCGCCUUACAGA
Molecule: messenger RNA, 1935 nt
Organism: Zingiber officinale
Lineage: Eukaryota; Viridiplantae; Streptophyta; Magnoliopsida; Zingiberales; Zingiberaceae
Exons: 8
Coding region: 1076-1864 (262 amino acids)
Source: RefSeq, a predicted model, not a curated record